AUGCAAGAUAUUGUGAAUUCGUUCAAAUCGGCGGCACUUUCGAUCGGCGAAACAUUCACACCGGUGCUAAAAGAGUCGAAAUUUCGAGAAACCGGAGUUUUGACACCCGAGGAGUAUGUAGCCGCCGGCGAUCACCUCGUCCAUCAUUGUCCCACGUGGAAAUGGUCGACGGCAUCGGAUCCGUCGAAAAUUCGGCCAUUUUUGCCGGCUGAUAAGCAAUUCUUGAUCACCAAAAAUGUUCCGUGUCAUAAGCGAUGCAAACAAAUGGAAUACGAUGAGAAAUUGGAAAAGAUAAUCAACGACGACGAAGGAGAAUAUGCGACUGGCGAGGAAUCUGGAUGGGUGGAUACGCAUCAUUAUGAAAAGGAAAAGGAGACGACCGCUGUUGUUACGGAGACGUCUCCCGCCCCGGCUCCGCCCACUUCUCCAGAAUCCGAUGACGAUAGUGAUGGAGAAGCACUGGAUUUGGACGAUUUGAUUGAAUCGGGAGCGCUGGAUUCAGAUGAAAACGACGAUGAUCCAAAUCGAUUUGUGAAUGAAAAGGCGGCAAAAUUGAAUACGUCUUCUGGAGAUGCUGCUGGCGCGGAAGUGGAAAAAAUUCGAACCUAUGAUUUGCACAUUUGCUAUGAUAAGUAUUAUCAGGUCCCACGCCUCUUCCUGAUGGGAUACGAUGAGAAUCGCCGCCCACUGACCGUAGACCAAACGUACGAAGACUUCUCGGCGGAUCACUCGAACAAGACGAUUACUGUAGAGACGCACCCGUCGAUGGACCUCCAAAUGCCUACAGUACACCCGUGUAAACAUGCGGAAAUGAUGAAACGACUCAUCAAUCAAUACGCCGAGUCGGGAAAAGAGCUGGGAGUCCAUGAAUAUCUCUUUUUGUUCUUGAAAUUCGUUCAAGCCGUCAUUCCGACCAUUGAAUAUGAUUUUACCAGAGCUAUUAAGCUUUGA
This is a messenger RNA of Caenorhabditis briggsae, 951 nucleotides long. It is a transcript of the gene Cbr-atg-3, whose product is annotated as Protein CBR-ATG-3. The coding region runs from base 1 to 951 and encodes 316 amino acids. The record is from RefSeq and is a predicted model, not a curated record. Gene Ontology annotation, biological process: autophagy of mitochondrion; autophagosome assembly; nucleophagy. The transcript is spliced from 4 exons. Lineage: Eukaryota; Metazoa; Nematoda; Chromadorea; Rhabditida; Rhabditidae. Gene Ontology annotation, cellular component: cytosol; cytoplasmic ubiquitin ligase complex. Gene Ontology annotation, molecular function: Atg8-family ligase activity.